This is a messenger RNA of Paramacrobiotus metropolitanus, 1780 nucleotides long. RefSeq names its product SPARC-like. Lineage: Eukaryota; Metazoa; Tardigrada; Eutardigrada; Parachela; Macrobiotidae. The transcript is spliced from 9 exons. The record is from RefSeq and is a predicted model, not a curated record. Gene Ontology annotation, biological process: anatomical structure development. Gene Ontology annotation, molecular function: extracellular matrix binding; calcium ion binding; protein binding. Bases 370 to 1413 code for a protein of 347 amino acids.
GAGCGGAUCCGCGCCGGCGUGAUGGCUUCCCAACAUGUGUGCUGAAUGUUUAUUAUGUCGGGCCAGUUACAAACUCGAUGUGUUCAACGUGUACUUACAGUACUGUCGCUGCUGUACGCAAGCCAAGAUUCUGGCGAUGGUGGAUCUAACUUUAGCUGGAAUAAGAAAUAUUUCACUGUAACGGAUCUCGCGCUAGCUGAUUCGGAGGAUUAUUACACUUUCAACUCUGAGGGUUUUAAAUUGGAUCAGACGGGGUGCUGGGCGGAAAAUCGCUGUACAUCGACGGAUUGAUACUGUCCAAGUGGACAAAAUAUCCUUAAUUGCAGUAUUGGAGGAAUUAGGCGGAUAAUUUGAUCACAAAGUGUCAAGAUGUGGAGAUUUGUUCUUCAUUUAUUGGUCGUCAGUUUUUGCCUGCUCGGAACAACUGCUUCGCAGAAGUCCAAAAAAGGACCGCACCAUCGGCAAGUCCCUGUGGAUGCCGGUACGAUGUCAAACGGCAUUCCGGAUGCGGAUCCGAUAAUCGCCGAACGUGUCGUAGCGAAGAAAAAUCCCAACACGGGUGAAAUUGAGCUAAAUGAGGAGAAGAUGUUGUUGAAUGUUGAUGAUCCCGGCGAGAAUACCGGCGCUACGGCAGCUCAAGAAGAUGACGAAGUGGACGAUAGUAUGAAAUCCGACGGAUCCAGUAGAACAAAUCCUUGCGCCAACUUUCCAUGCGAAGAGGGUUUGGAAUGCGAGCUGAAUGAAGACGAACAACCAAUGUGUGUCUGCUCCAAAAUGUGUCCUAAUAAUUCACCCAUCAAAGUUUGUUCUAGCUUCAAUCAAACAUUUGACAGUGAAUGUCACUUGUACAAACAACGCUGUUUGUGCCAACGUGGUUUACCGGGAUGUGACGAUCCCAAAAACAAGGACAUGCAGCUGGAAUAUUUGAACGAAUGCCGCGAGUUGGCAUUAUGCACGCCGGACGAUAUGGCCGAUUUCCCGCGGCGGAUGGGAGACUGGCUAUUCCAGAUUAUGAAAGAAUUGGCUAAGCGCAAUGAACUGGCACCGCAGUAUCGCAAGUACGAAAAGCGAUCGGAAAAGAAAUACCAGCCUGGUCAGCCGCUGCCGCAUCCCAUUCUGUGGAAGUUCUGCGAUCUCGACAAACUGCCCAGUGAUCGAUAUAUUUCACGCAAAGAACUCAUGCCAAUCCGGGCACCGCUCAUUCCGAUGGAGCACUGCAUUGCACCAUUUUUGGAUGACUGCGACACGGACAACGAUCACAAAUUAACUCUGGCUGAAUGGGGAAGAUGUCUCAAGUUGGCUGAAUCCGAAGUCGAAGAUAUCUGCUCUCAAGCCAUGCAGCUAUCGCAGAAGAAACCACGAUCGGCUGAUCCCAAUGCCCCAUCAUCCAACGACGACGAAUUCGAUGAAUAAACUUCCCGGACAGAAAAAAAUAAAACUUGCCUUGUCUUUUGGAACUGCCAUUUUUUUAUUACCAUUUCUUCUGGGCUGAUUUGUUGAACAUUUGUAGGUAUCGCCCUACUCCCUUGUAUUAGCAUCAUUGAAUGAUUUUGUUUUUUGCAACUCCGAUACAAGUUGAAUACAACUAACGCGAAAUCCCAUAUAGAAGAGCUGUUAGCUAGUCAUCUUUUCUGUUGCCCAUGUGUUGUCCGUUUGCAGUAGUUCUAACCACGGAACGUUUUACCUAUUUCGGAACUCUUUUAUCUCUUGGCUUCUGAUUUAAAAUUGUGGCAAUAACAGCGAUUGUUGAUACAAAUGAAAUAAUAAGCAAAUACACUAC